AACCACAGGGCUCCGGGCCAGGGCGUGCUGCCCCUGGGGAGCCGGCAGGAUGGCUGAGGGCAGGGCGAGCGGCGCCGCCGGCCUCUUCGCCAAGCAGGUGCAGAAGAAGUUCAGCAGGGCCCAGGAGAAGGUACUGCAGAAGUUGGGGAAAACUGUGGAAACCAAAGAUGAACGGUUUGAACAAAAUGCCAAUAACUUCUACCAACAACAGGUGGAAGGCCACAAGCUAUACAAGGACCUGAAGAACUUCCUCAGUGCAGUCAAAGUGAUGCAUGAAAGUUCAAAGAGAGUGUCAGAAACCCUGCAGGAGAUCUACAGCAGCAAGUGGGAUGGUCAUGAGGAGCUGAAGGCCAUCGUAGCGAAUAAUGAUCUCCUUUGGGAAGACUAUGAAGAGAAACUAUCUGACCAGGCUUUGAGAACCAUGGAAAACUAUGUAGCCCAAUUCAGCGAGAUUAAGGAAAGAAUUGCCAAACGGAGCCGGAAACUCGUGGACUAUGACAGUGCCCGACACCACCUGGAGGCGGUACAGAAUGCCAAGAAGAAAGAUGAGGCCAAGACUGCCAAGGCAGAGGAAGAGUUCAACAAAGCCCAGGUUGUAUUUGAAGAUCUGAACCAGGAACUACUAGAGGAGCUGCCUGUUCUUUAUAAUAGUCGUAUUGGCUGUUAUGUGACCAUCUUCCAAAACAUUUCCAACUUGAGAGACGUCUUCUUCAGGGAAAUGAGCAAGCUGAACCACAAUCUGUAUGAGGUGAUGAGCAAACUGGAGAAGCAACAUUCUGACAAAGUCUUUGUGGUGAAGGGACUCUCAAGCAGCAACAGACGCUCUCUAGUCAUCUCUCCCCCAGUUCGAACAUCUACAGUCUCCAGCCCUCUUACCUCACCUACCAGUCCCUCUGCACUUUCCUUGAAGAGUGAGAAGGACUCCACCUCAGCAAGUGAGGAAGAGCUGGCAUCUGAUCCGGCGCAGGGAGAAGACGACUCGGAUAUUAAAAAAGAGCCCUUAAAAGACAAGGAAAUAGAGGAGGAGGCUGAAACAAGCUCCUCUGAGGAGGAAGAGCCUCUGCUAGCUUUCAAUGGCCCCUCCCAGGCCCAGCCCUCACCCACCGUUGAGGGUGGAGAGUCCCACGAGGAAAUUCUCCCUUGCUCCCCAGCUCCAUCACCAGGCAGAGCUCUGAUCCCUUCAGAGCAGGCCUCAUCUUUCCCAGAAGUAGUCCUCCGAACCCGCACCUCAAGCGAAGGAUCUGAACAGCCAAAGAGAGCCUCUUUGCAGAGGGCCUCAGCACCGCCUGAUAGGCCUCCUCCACCCAGAGCCACUCCCAGCCCCAGGUCCUCCGUAGGGAACAUUCCCUACAGCCCUACAGCCUCUGAACCGAGUUCACCCACCAGCCCUAGGGCCUCCUUAGAGGCCUCUCCUGAUCCACAGCCACCAGAGAAGCCAGCAAGAACUCCUGAGGUUGGAGAAAAGGAAAACACCGAUAAUCUGAACCCAGAAGAACUUUGUACUGCCCCAACCUUGAUGAUCUGUCAGAACCAAGGUCUUCAGCUUCAUGUCUCUGCGGUUCCAGAAGAGAGCAGCAUCAUAGCACCCGAGCCUCAAGAAGAGGUGUCUACCAUUCAAAAUGUACAACUCUGAAGAGGCACUGCCAAGACCUCCCCACACACACCUCCCCAGAAAAGCCCCUCAGCUAGAGGAUGUAAGUCAGAGAGACUUGAGAUCCAGCAUUCAUUUCUGGCUUCUCAAACUAUGAAUGCUGGCGGUCUCUAAAGACCUAGCAUUAAUGGAGGCUGAGGAGCAGACUUAGGGGAGGGAGGGAGGCAGUCUUGAGAGAAGAGACUGUUAGACUCGGAAUAUUUAACUCAGGUUUUAGCAUUGUUAGAAUAAUAAGACUUUAUAUCCUAAUGAAGUGGGGCUAAAAUGACUAUAAAAAGCAAAAGCAUCUGUAGACAUAGACAUUUGUCCCCCCAUGGGCAUAUAAGCACACAUACUCAGAGAAUAGUGAACAGAUCUUUGAUUUACCACUCAUUUGGCAAGACUUAAAACCAAAAGAACAGAUUUUCAGAUUGUUAAAUAAAGUAUUGUUC
Kogia breviceps (pygmy sperm whale) is the source of this 2082-nucleotide messenger RNA. RefSeq names its product bridging integrator 2 (gene BIN2). Lineage: Eukaryota; Metazoa; Chordata; Mammalia; Artiodactyla; Physeteridae. Gene Ontology annotation, biological process: podosome assembly; plasma membrane tubulation; phagocytosis, engulfment. Gene Ontology annotation, cellular component: phagocytic cup; podosome; cytoplasm. The record is from RefSeq and is a predicted model, not a curated record. Gene Ontology annotation, molecular function: protein binding; phospholipid binding.